Messenger RNA from Rana temporaria (common frog), 2370 nucleotides. Its product is annotated as sporozoite surface protein 2-like. The transcript has 3 exons. The record is from RefSeq and is a predicted model, not a curated record. The coding region runs from base 1 to 2370 and encodes 789 amino acids. Lineage: Eukaryota; Metazoa; Chordata; Amphibia; Anura; Ranidae.
AUGGCCGCCGCAGCACUUCCUGAUUACUGCGCUCAUCCCUGGACUUCUGCCGCCAUAUCCGAUCACCAUACACCUGCCAGACCCAACAACCACCCAUCCAACCCUCAGACUACUGCCAAACACAGCAACCCCCCAUCCAACCCCCAGACUACUGCCAGACCCAACAACCCCCCAUCCAACCCUCAGACUACUGCCAGACCCAACAACCCCCCAUCCAACCCCCAGACUACUGCCAGACCCAACAACCUCCCAUCCAACCCUCAGACUACUGCCAGACCCAACAACCCCCCAUCCAACCCCCAGACUACUGCCAGACCCAACAACCACCCAUCCAACCCUCAGACUACUGCCAGACCCAACAACCCCCCAUCCAACCCUCAGACUACUGCCAGACCCAACAACCCCCCAUCCAACCCUCAGACUACUGCCAGACCCAACAACCACCCAUCCAACCCUCAGACUACUGCCAGACCCAACAACCACCCAUCCAACCCUCAGACUACUGCCAGACCCAACAACCACCCAUCCAACCCCCAGAAUACUGCCAGACCCAACAACCACCCAUCCAACCCCCAGACUACUGCCAGACCCAACAACCACCCAUCCAACCCUCAGACUACUGCCAGACCCAACAACCACCCAUCCAACCCUCAGACUACUGCCAGACCCAACAACCACCCAUCCAACCCUCAGACUACUGCCAGACCCAACAACCACCCAUCCAACCCUCAGACUACUGCCAGACCCAACAACCACCCAUCCAACCCUCAGACUACUGCCAGACCCAACAACCCCCCAUCCAACCCUCAGACUACUGCCAGACCCAACAACCACCCAUCCAACCCCCAGACUACUGCCAGACCCAACAACCCCCCAUCCAACCCUCAGACUACUGCCAGACCCAACAACCACCCAUCCAACCCUCAGACUACUGCCAGACCCAACAACCACCCAUCCAACCCUCAGACUACUGCUAGACCCAACAACCUCCCAUCCAACCCUCAGACUACUGCCAGACCCAACAACCUCCCAUCCAACCUCCAGACUACUGCCAGACCCAACAACCUCCCAUCCAACCCCCAGACUACUGCCAGACCCAACAACCACCCAUCCAACCCCCAAACUACUGCCAGACCCAACAACCACCCAUCCAACCCCCAGACUACUGCCAGACCCAACAACCACCCAUCCAACCCUCAGACUACUGCCAGACCCAACAACCUCCCAUCCAACCUCCAGACUACUGCCAGACCCAACAACCACCCAUCCAACCCUCAGACUACUGCCAGACCCAACAACCACCCAUCCAACCCUCAGACUACUGCUAGACCCAACAACCACCCAUCCAACCCUCAGACUACUGCCAGACCCAACAACCUCCCAUCCAACCCUCAGACUACUGCCAGACCCAACAACCACCCAUCCAACCCCCAGACUACUGCCAGACCCAACAACCACCCAUCCAACCCUCAGACUACUGCCAGACCCAACAACCACCCAACCAACCCCCAGACUACUGUCAGAACCAACAACUACCCAUCCAACCCUCAGACUACUGCCAGACCCAACAACCACCCAUCCAACCCCCAGACUACUGCCAGACCCAACAACCACCCAACCAACCCUCAGACUACUGCCAGACCCAACAACCACCCAUCCAACCCUCAGACUACUGCCAGACCCAACAACCCCCCAUCCAACCCCCAGACUACUGCCAGACCCAACAACCACCCAUCCAACCCUCAGACUACUGCCAGACCCAACAACUACCCAUCCAACCCCCAGACUACUGCCAAACCCAACAACCACCCAUCCAACCCCCAGACUACUGCCAGACCCAACAACCACCCAUCCAACCCUCAGACUACUGCCAGACCCAACAACCACCCAACCAACCCCCAGACUACUGCCAGACCCAACAACCUCCCAUCCAACCUCCAGACUACUGCCAGACCCAACAACCUCCCAUCCAACCCCCAGACUACUGCCAGACCCAACAACCUCCCAUCCAACCUCCAGACUACUGCCAGACCCAACAACUACCCAUCCAACCCCCAGACUACUGCCAAACCCAACAACCACCCAUCCAACCCCCAGACUACUGCCAGACCCAACAACCACCCAUCCAACCCUCAGACUACUGCCAGACCCAACAACCACCCAACCAACCCUCAGACUACUGCCAGACCCAACAACCACCCAUCCAACACCCAGAACCAAGACCCCCCACCCCCCAUGGAGUUGGUUGAACAUCCCCAGGUAUCGAAGUCUCUGGUUUCUCCAUCUGAUUCCAUGGGCUUUCGGGAGCAUUGGGAUCUACGAGGAAUAAGUGGCUGUAGUCGGGCUGAGCCCAGUGCCUCAGAUGAAUAG